UUUCAAUCCGCGACCACCAAGUUCAACCGCAACGCGUCCGUGUCUCGACGCGCACCGGCCAGCAUGUCCGCACAACUCAACCCUGCAGUGAUCAGGACUAUCUGUGCCAUCCUUCUCGAUGACUGUCUGGACGCAGGUGUUCUGUCCAGACUCGCGCAGACGUGCCGCGCGUUCUUCGAGCCUACCAUCGACAUCCUUUGGCACACUAUCCCUUCGCUUGCCAUGCUGGCAUAUCUGCUGCCUUCAGACACGUGGAGAGUAGCAGAUGGACAGGGAUAUCUGAAAACGAUAUCCUUUGAACGCGCUCUCGUACCCUCCGACUUCGUCCGCUUUCAAGUCUACACUCAUCGUGUGAAGGCAUUUGGCAGGCUUCCCGGAACGUUUUGGCCGGACAGCAGGUACAGGUUGUCUCGAGAUGCCGUGGCAGCUCUGUACGAUUCGCGGCCCACCCCUUGUCUUUUCCCCAAUCUACAGCGGAUGCAACUGCACGCAGAACUUGUUCAGUAUGCGCCUAUGCUUCUCAACCCGAACCUGCGCACCGUGUCUCUCCGCAUGCACAAUGUGGGGCAAGAGCCUGGAAACCUUCGGACUCUGGAGCGCAUACCGAUGGAAUGCCCGCAAUUGACAACCCUCGUGAUCAACUGUAACUCAAAGGCCAAGGUGUUCACAGACACAAUAGAGACGCUUGCCUCGGGUCUUUCUUCUAUCGUCGUCUUUGAGCUGCUAGACAGCCCCAUCUCAGCGGCCGUUCUCGCCGUCCUCGCCAACUCUGCCAAUCUCAGGCGCUUGUGCAUCGCGCCAGAUAAGGACAGCAUCCCCUCGGAAAUGGCCUCUAGCCUUAUCAACAAGGACCGCGCCUUUGGAAAACUACGGGAGCUUGUCCUUCACGUCGGGCCUCUUGAGCACGCCACCCAAUUCAUCCCAUAUGUGACCUCGUCUCGUCUCGUUGGUCUGGUAAUAUCCUACCGGACUCCAGCAACGGCAGAAGAGAUAGAGUCGGUUUUCAAAGCGGUGCUCUCUCAUCCUUCCCGUCGCAAGCUGCGUUGCUUGAAGGUCAUGACCCGCGACACCGGUAUCUCCAUGGAUCCAUUGAUGGAUCUGCCGACCUUCACGCUCACGAGCAAAUCGCUCCUCCCGCUGCUCAAGCUCCGUUUAGAAACCCUGGUCCUACGCGGCUCUCCCGUUGACAUCGACGAUGACACGCUCGAGACGAUGGCCAUUUCCUGGCCGGAGCUCACCCGCCUCACCCUUGGCGUCGACAUGCGACUGGGCGACAGGCUUCCCCCGCGCGCGACUCUUCUCAGCCUGAUCCCCUUCAUCGAGAACUGCCCAAAUAUCAUGUACAUCGGUUAUCGGAUGCAGACGGACGUCCUCAGGGAAGAAGGGGAGCCUGUGCACGGAUACGGCCGCCCGGGGAACGGUGCCAUGACCGAGGGGGAGCUGGAGAUGGAGGUCGGUGACUCGCGGAUCCACAACUCCAUUGAGGUAGCCUCGUUCCUCUCGGACAUCUGCCCGACCCUGUGGUACAUCGGUACCCUGUGGAGGAACGCGGAGGACAUCGACGAGGACGAGUCGGAUGCGGACGUAUCUGAUGAAGAGGACAUGUACAACAAGUGGGACAAGGUGACGGAUUACUUGCCGCACUUUGUGAAAGUGAGGCAGCAGGAGCGGGACGGCGAGUUAUACUGACGUGUCAGGACCCCUCCUUGCUUCUAACGCUCACCUUCGGCAACUUUCCCACGGUCCGUACCUCAACAGGGGGAGGCAUAACGG
This is a messenger RNA of Rhodofomes roseus, 1773 nucleotides long. RefSeq lists its product as uncharacterized. The transcript has 2 exons. The record is from RefSeq and is a predicted model, not a curated record. The coding region runs from base 64 to 1689 and encodes 541 amino acids. NCBI's taxonomy places the organism in Eukaryota, Fungi, Basidiomycota, Agaricomycetes, Polyporales, Fomitopsidaceae.